Molecule: messenger RNA, 723 nt
Organism: Fusarium musae
Lineage: Eukaryota; Fungi; Ascomycota; Sordariomycetes; Hypocreales; Nectriaceae
Exons: 2
Coding region: 1-723 (240 amino acids)
Source: RefSeq, a predicted model, not a curated record
AUGUUUUCAUAUGAUAGCAUGGGGACAGGAGGCGCACUCGGCCCAACGCAAAUCCGUCUCCUGCAUCUACUUCCAGCAAAAGAAAGCACCAAUCCGAUUGCGUGUCGACUUGAGGUUGUCGCAUUCGAAGAAAACCCAGUGUAUGAAGCACUUUCGUACUGCUGGGGCGACAAUACUCUGCUUCAGGGGACAAAAUGCAACAAUGAGGCAUUUCAAGUCACGGAAAGUUUGUUCUCCGGACUGCAGCACUUGAGGAACGACCAUACUGAGCGGACACUAUGGAUCGACGCCAUUUGCAUCAACCAGAAUGAUCUGGAGGAGCGCCAAUCUCAGGUCAAACUUAUGAAAGACAUAUAUACCAAAUCGGAAAGGGUAGUUAUCUGGCUAGGUCCCGACCCCCCUCUGAUGGAGUCAACCACUUUCCCGGAUGAGAUCAAAAAUGACUUCGUUAGACCUAACGAGGCCAAAAAGGGCGCAAUUGCUGUAUUGACAAGACCUUGGUGGACAAGGACAUGGACCGUUCAGGAGAUGGUUCUAGCUCCCAGUGCAAUCAUCAUGUGCGGCCACUUAUCUGCUCCAGCAUCAGAGGCCCGACGUGCAUGCGCUGAUGAUCUUAUGCACGCAGUCAAGGACGCCUUUGACGCUGGUGAUGAUGAUGAUCUACUGAGUUUUAGAGACUUAGUUGACGAUCCUAAUGGCACACUAUACAUGGCCAGGAUGUGA